AUGGCUUCUCCUUUCAAGUCCCUCGUUCAUGAUGAUGAAUGUUAUGACAAGUCCUUCGCUGUGUUUAAGAUGCAUAUAGAUGCACAUCAGUACAAAAAAGACUUCAUCUGCAAGACUCUGCCUGACCAUCUGGCCAGCAUUGGGGACGGGAAAUCGAUAAAGAUCAUUGGACUUGGGACUGGAGAAGGUGAUUAUGACAUAGAGAUGCUCUCCCAUAUGCGUCUGAAGCACCCAGGGGUGCUACUGGAUAACGAGGUGGUGGAGCCAAGUGCACUUCGGAUUCACAAAUAUAAAGAGAGGGCGGCUCAGAUGUCCCACUUGGACCCAGUCAACUUCACCUGGCACCAGAUGACGGCCUCCAAGUUUGAGGAGCAGUGGAGACAGAGAAAUAUCACCAAGAAGGUCGACUUCAUCCACAUGCUCCAUAUGCUGUACUAUGUUGAGGAUCUUGGAGCGACCCUCAGAUUCUAUCAGAGCCUCCUGAAGAAGAACGGCAAAAUGCUGAUAUAUAUAGUAUCAGCUGAGUCUGGCUGGGUGAAGAUGUGGAGAACCUUCUACACUCAGCUGAGCCCCCCAGGGACUCGUACUUGUUUUCCACAACGGAACACAGCAGAUAUAAAGCAGCUGCUAGAUGAAGCUGGAGUCCCGUACCAGAGUUAUAAGGUGCCGUCUAUGCUGGACAUCACCGACUGUUUCACUGAAGGACAUGAAACUGGAGAGCUGAUUCUAAAUUUCAUCACAGAGAUGGUUAACUUUAGAAAGACAGCCCCACAUGAGCUCAGAGAGGGGGUACUGAGGAUGCUGCAAGACCCUCAGUGCAGUAUGGAGAAAAAUGGAAGAAUUCUGUUAAAUAUUUGUGAGGAGUUCAUUAUCGUGGAAGCAACCGAUUAA
Boleophthalmus pectinirostris (great blue-spotted mudskipper) is the source of this 891-nucleotide messenger RNA. Its product is annotated as histamine N-methyltransferase-like. The transcript is spliced from 6 exons. The record is from RefSeq and is a predicted model, not a curated record. Lineage: Eukaryota; Metazoa; Chordata; Actinopteri; Gobiiformes; Gobiidae. The coding region runs from base 1 to 891 and encodes 296 amino acids. Gene Ontology annotation, molecular function: N-methyltransferase activity.